AUCAUACAUCCCAUAAACAUUCGCACUCGUCUCUAUCAAAUGUCAAAGGUCAAGUACCAAGUGUUAGCCCCUACGCACCAAGUCUCAAGUAUCAAGCGUCGCUGCGGAUUAACUGUAAGAAUGCAGCUGGAGGUACAUGUGUAGUAAACAGUCUUGCUGGCCUCGUCUUCAGCAACACCACAGCUCGCCAAGCAUCCAGCAGCAGAAUGGUUCCCUCGCUUCCGACAGCAUGGCUCGCCUCGACGUUUGUAGCAGCAUGGAUGCUGGCAAGAAUGAUACUUGUUUCUGUUGAGGCCAAAGCCAGUACAUGCGCUAUGUUUUAUUGAUUUCAUUUACUUAAGAAGACAACUGGAGUAGAAGAAAGGUCAGCGAUGGCGGAAGAAGCAGCGCCAUGCACUUUCUAAUAGAUAAGUUUCGUUGAUUUUUUUUUUCUUCCCCCCUCUCCCCAAUCAAGGAAACAAGCGCUCAUAGUGGUAUCACGUGACCAUACUAGAGGCAAGCAGCGAGAGGGGUAUAAAAUAGAUUUUUCUCUAAGAAAAAAAAACCCGCAGCUAGAGUAGUGGAUGUAUACUCAAAAUCGUGUAAAGUCUUUUAAGGAACAUAAGAAAUGAAGAUGCUUUUUCCAAUAAUCCGAGCGUCUCUCUCUCUCUCACAUAGACUUUUCUCAGUCUCCUGCUUCCCCGCCCCCUAACCCCCGGUCCUGUGGGCGCAAUCUGAAGCAUCACUAUAGUAUAGGCCGUGCGCUAGAAAACUUCAUUGGCAAUCAAUAGCUCUCCACACGAGAUGCCAGGCGGCCCAGAAGGCAGGAGGAAGGCAGCGUGGAAAGAGGCGGCGAGAGCAGGAGGACAGCGGGGAGUUCCACACACACACCACACCAGGUGCCGACUCCUUCAGUCGCUGUGCCGCCAUCCUACACUCGGGGGGGACCCUCGUGCUCCGACCAGGCCCCACAGGUCAGGGUAAUAGCUUGCCUCGUUUGCAGCGCCAAGCCUCGGAUUGUGAUCACGUCUGACACCUUUGCUCGUCUGACGCCGCGCACUGACGGCUUGCAGGGAGGAUGGGAAGGAAGAGGACAAUCCCCUGACCCCACUGGAAAUCAGCCGUCCUGGCGUUCUGGGCAUCCCCAAGCAUUUCUAAAGAAAAGAAGCAAACAAAAAAAAAAAAAAACCUGUUCUGCGAUACAAGUUUGUAUUCGAAAGUUUCGAGGACUUCCACAACAAGGGAGAAGGUGAGGACUGCGGUUCAGUCACGUGGGACAAUCACGUGCCACUCCAGAUUCCCAAUGUGUCGGACGUGGGAGACUCAACGCCUGUUCCUCCAGCAUUUGCUCCUCGCUCAUAAGCUACGCGGCAUUCAAACCGUAAAGCAGCUUCCUGAACAGAGCUCUAGCCAAUGCCGUCAGGAUGCGUAUCCGUUUUGAGCUGUACCCGGACAACAUCUACCCGUACCUGGUGCCGCCCUUGCGCCCCUGCCUCACCCGCCACUCGGCGUGUACGAUCGGGCUGGGGCAGGGCAGCGGCAACUCCAGCGUCGACCCCGAGCCGUACUGGACGGAGAUCAGCGACUACUUCUCCUUCCUUGCCCUUCCGGUCGUCGUGACCUUUGCCCUGGCUACGCAGGUGACCAGCGUGGUGGUCCUGUGUCAGCAGCACACCCGUGCCUCGCUCGACAUCUACCUGCUGGGCCUGUGCCUGGCCUCACUGCUGCUCCUAGCAACCACCUCGGUGUUGGCUGCGCAGCACUACGUGGGCGUGUACGAGGCGUUGAUCCGCGCCCAGCCCUACGCCCUCAGCUGCCGAGACUGGUUUUGGUACACCGCCAUCUGGCUCAUCGUCAUGAUGGCCUUCGAGCGCGCGCUCACCGUGUCUGCCACGCGCGCCAGCGUGCUGUGCACGCCCACGCAGACGGCGGUGGUGGUGGUCAUGGUGUUCUGCGUGGGGCUGGUCAGCGCCCUGCCGCGCUUCUGGGAGUACCACUCGGCCGAGCACUUCGACAAGCGCACCAACGCCACGGCCCUGGCCGCCGUCAAGACGGCGUCCACGGCGACGGCCGAGUACAACACCAUGUACUUCUGGUACGUGAAGACCCUCACCAUCUUCCUGCCCUACGUCAUGAUGCUGGUGACUGGCCUGACCCUGGCCCUCCGCACGCGCGGCCCGGCCCUGGCCCGCCGCUACACGGCCGUCAAGCACACCUCGGCCGCAGCCAUGGCUCGGCGCAUGAAGGAGGAGACGGCGCUGUCCCGCCUGCUGAUCCUCCUCAUGGCCAUGUACGCCGCCUUCUCCACGCCCCUGUGCCUGCUGGAGCUGCUGGCCCGCGUCCUGCCCGCAUGGCUCGACUCCGAGACGCGCGUGUUCGCCGCGCUGCACAACCUCUUCACUGUGCUCUUCUUCCUGCACUAUGCCCUGCACCUCAUCCUGUACUUCUGCUACAGCAAGCACUUCCGCCUAACCCUCCUCGCCCUCUGCUGUUGCUGCUGCUGACGUCACCAGGCGUGUCAGAGCGGAUACAGCAGCCGACAUAUUGCAAGACAUGGGGAAGUGAUACAAGUUAGUCGUUGUUGAAGACCCGAACAUGCUGCGGGGUGUCGACAGGAGCACUCGACAAGACGACGACCACGGCAACGGCCGAGUACAACACCAUGUACUCCUGUUACGUGAAGACCCUGACCAUCUUGCCGCCCUACAUCAUGAUGCUACUGACUGGCCUGAAGAAGUGGUUAGAGACAAAGUCACUAACACGACUUACAAAAGGAAACACAGAACUCAUCGGGACCUCACGCAGAAAUGGUAGUGACGAGGUAGCUAACAGGACAGUAGCUAGCUUCUUGCCAGACAUGCUACGGGACACCUACAGUAUCCAACAUGUAUUACAGACAGAGAGCGGCCGAUUGCAUUUAUUUAAUGCGUUAUUGGGAAUACCUGAGAGCAAUAUUCCCUGGAAAGGGACUUUCGCAAGUUGAAAUAUUAACUUAAACAUCUGACAUGUUCAGAUUUUUGUUCAGGAAGAUUUUAUCAAAAUAUUUCCCUCUUACUGCCGGAUCUUUUUAACCUCCGGGAAGGGUGGAGAUGACAGAAACCUGCUGUUUCCUAAAAUAGCCAACACAGAGACAAUACUCGUGAGUGGAUAUUUGUAUAUCAGGGUAGAAAAGACAUUGUAUACCCGUAUGUUCCACACAUUAACACCACCAUACAGAAAAUCGAGACAUUUGUGGAUGGACAGCAAUUUGGCCAUCUGCUCAUUUCACUGCCCACUUUCUCGGGAAAACUUCGACCAGCCUCUUUAUUAGUGAUUAUAUGGAAAGACCAACAGCGAUCCAAACCAAAGAUGUAGAAAUGGCCUUGUGUUCUGUGGACUACCUCAGCUCUGCUCUCGCCAUUUCGAUGAAUGCAGUCAGCUGGCCAAUCCUGCUGUGUGCUGGCUGUUACAUCACAUCAGCUCUUGGCUCAAGAUCCAACUGUAAAUGGACAAGUGGCAUCUCACUAGACCUUCAUCAGAAGCUCAUCUGCUGGCUUUUUAAAACGAAGGCCCAUCUUCCUUAGCGUGAAAGGGUAGUUUGAUGGCCAAUAAGGCGAUAGUACACUUCCGGUGCACAUACAUAUACGACCAGAUUUCGAUAUUUACAGCAACUUGUUGGUCGUUUUGAUUUUGGGUUACAAAGUUACUUUCAGGAGGACCAUCGUAGAGCAGCAAUCAAAUCACAAAUGCUGCUGUAUCACUGAAACACCUGAUGUUGGUGCUCGCAGACCUGGACCCUUGUGAUUCUAUUGGACAGCAAGGAAUUGCACGUGCACGCCGGCAGUUGACAGGUUCACUUUGAUCAUGCGCUCUCCCUCCGUCCCUGCCUCCCUCCCGUAUUCACUGGAAACAUCUUAACUCCAGUUCUCCGACUGACGCACCACACAAUUUUUGUUGUUAGAUGAAUAAUAGCUCGACUUCCCGUUGCGCUUUUGAAAAGGUUGAAAAGAGAUGUAUGCCCUAACAUAAUCUGGACAGUGCUGAUGGAUGAUAUGAAAAUUACACCAAAUAAACGAUGACGAGGAUGAA
Molecule: messenger RNA, 4047 nt
Organism: Pomacea canaliculata
Lineage: Eukaryota; Metazoa; Mollusca; Gastropoda; Architaenioglossa; Ampullariidae
Product: FMRFamide receptor-like
Exons: 2
Coding region: 1404-2483 (359 amino acids)
Biological process (GO): G protein-coupled receptor signaling pathway
Cellular component (GO): membrane
Molecular function (GO): G protein-coupled peptide receptor activity
Source: RefSeq, a predicted model, not a curated record